CUGAGUGUAGUGAAAUAAACACACAAUCAAAUCAAUUCACAAUUUCACAACAAUGAAUCCAUCAUCACCACCACCUGAUUCCUCCCCUCUCCCACUCUCCCAACAGCUUCAACUCAUCAAAGAGCUCCAAAUCUUCAAAAUCCAAGGCUGCGACAGGCGCGGCCGCCCCCUCCUCCGCAUCAUCGGAAAAUUCUUCCCUGCGCGCCUCGUGAGCGCAGAGGCAACGAAGAAGUUUCUAGAAGACGAGAUCUUCCCGAAUCUGGAGGGGCGCCCCUUCUCGGCCGUGUACGUCCACACGGAGGUGAGCAGGGGCGACAACUUCCCCGGCAUCUCGGCGCUGAAGAGCAUAUACGACGCCGUUCCGGGCGGUCUGGAGGCCGUGUAUUUUCUCCACCCGGGGAUCCAGUCGCGGCUCUUCCUGGCGGCGUUCGGGCGGUUGAUCUUCGGGGGCGCGGGGUACGGGAAGGUGAAGUAUGUGAGCCGGUUGGAGUUUCUGUGGGAGCACGUGCGGCGGAAGGGGGCGGAGAUACCGGAGUUCGUGCACGAGUUUGAUGAGGAGAUGGAGUGGCGCCCCACCACCGUUGAUUACGGGAUCGAGAGCGAUCAUCCUGCGGUGUUGAGUACUCCCUUUGAUUCUACGGUUCCUACCUAUUCUAUGAGGUGUAUUGCUUAGAGUGGAGAGUUCUACUUUGCUACCCUUUGUUUUGUUUUGUUGGUGAGGUUGUUAGAUUCUAGUAGACCUCCAGCAGAUGCUGUAAAAAUCGAAAGAAAAAGGCUACUCUUUGUUAAUUCAUUCUGUGUCUGUUUGUAUUAAACGGCUUUUCUGUUUUUUUUAUAAAAUUAAAUUUCUUA
This is a messenger RNA of Salvia splendens (bonfire salvia), 852 nucleotides long. Its product is annotated as protein GDAP2 homolog. The record is from RefSeq and is a predicted model, not a curated record. The transcript is spliced from 2 exons. Lineage: Eukaryota; Viridiplantae; Streptophyta; Magnoliopsida; Lamiales; Lamiaceae. The coding region runs from base 53 to 673 and encodes 206 amino acids.